Messenger RNA from Rangifer tarandus platyrhynchus (Svalbard reindeer), 504 nucleotides. NCBI's taxonomy places the organism in Eukaryota, Metazoa, Chordata, Mammalia, Artiodactyla, Cervidae. The record is from the annotation of a GenBank genome assembly.
AUGACCAGGCUGGACUUGCCAAACCUUUCAGCCACAUCUCAUGGUCAGGGUGGCGUCACUUCAUGUUACAGAGCCGGUGUUGGCACCUUAAUCCCCCGGGGUCACUUUCAUCAACUUCAUGCGCCUAUCUCUGAGUAUCUGUUUGCUUUCUGCUUACAGAUAGAACCCACAACCUUUUGUGGGCUGCUCUUGGGUACCAGAGCCUCUCCCCGUGAAUGUAGAGAAUAUUAUGUAAACAUGACUGACUGCUGUGGGAGAGGAAAGGACCAGUAUCUUUGCCUUGAGGUAGGUCAGACUCCAAGAUGUAAUUUAUACUUUCCAUGGAUCAGGCUUGGGACUUUCAGCUGCAGCCGCAUCAGUCACAUUCUGUUUGCCUUCUCCCCCCUCAACCCUGCUUCCUUCCACCCCGUUGCUAGCAUCUUCAGCAGCAUAUUUUUAACAAAUCAAUUGCUCCCAAGAGAAGCAAGAACUAGUGAACACUUACUCAAUCUCACAGCACCUUAA